Mus caroli (Ryukyu mouse) is the source of this 11954-nucleotide messenger RNA. RefSeq names its product NHS like 2 (gene Nhsl2). Gene Ontology annotation, biological process: cell differentiation. The record is from RefSeq and is a predicted model, not a curated record. Lineage: Eukaryota; Metazoa; Chordata; Mammalia; Rodentia; Muridae.
CCAGCUGAAAGCCGAGAUCCUUACCUAGAGAAAGAUAAAUCUGACUCACAGACAGCUCCCCUCACUGUCCAUCAGCUGUGACUGAGGUGAACAGAACCACUGAGGUCAUAGGUGGAGAGCCAGGGGUUUGAAAAGAGAAAGGUGAAAGUCCCAUUUUGAAUCCAGGAUUGCCUUUCCUGGACUGGACUGCCCAGGAACUUCUCUGAGCAAUGUGAUUGAUAGGGCCAAACUGGCACAGCCAGUGUGCUGGGAACUGGCUAAGGAAGUGACCCUGGGUGCUCUACUGAGGAACCUAGGGGCAGGUUUGGAAUAACGUGGAGCCCCUGGGCUCUGGGCUCCCAGAGUGAGCCUGGCACACAUUUCUCUGCUGUGUGAGGAUUGGCUGGACGUGGGUAUCCACAGCACUAGGAUGGAGAGAGGCGAGUCUCUUACCCUCUUCUGGAGCCGGGGAGCUGCAGCUAACUCGGGUCGGGAAAAUGCGACAGCGACUGCCCACUCGAGGUCGUCAUGGCGACAGCCAGUGAACGUGUUCCUCUCCUCGGGCAGGCCCCCGAGUGUAGAGGAACUGCUUCGCGAGGCGCAGCUCAAUCUCCAGAGCCUGUUGCAAGAAGAAUAUGAGGAACAGUACUCGGAGGCCAGACUUCUGGGGCAGACCUUCCGCUCUUCUGAUGGGGCCCCUGAGCCUACUCCCAGCCCAAGGCCCCAGUCUGCCAAGCGUCUGGAGUUUGUAUUGAUGCCUGCAAAACGGCAGCUGAGCGAGGAUGAGACCACGACCCAGGGUGUGAGGGCCCCUGAGGCCUGCCUGAGCCUGUCUACUGCCAACAAGCAAAGUGCCUGGAAUGACCCCUUCCCUCUACCCAUCCUAAAGGAGAGGCUCUGGCUUCAGCCCUGCUCCACGCAGUCUGACCUUGUGCCAAUCAACAUCUCUGGGCAGCAGUUUGAUAGACAUGCAAGUUUUCGACACUCGUUGUUUAACACAGAGACAGCCGUGAACCCCAAGUCCACCCUGAGGCGGAGGCGGACCAUUAUUGGAUUCUCUAACUUUUCUCAGCGAGACCAAGGUCACAGCAGCAGUCCUGCAGGCAGCCUGGCCCGCUCUGCCACCUCAGACAUCAGGCCUGGCCACUCAGCUCCACAAGUUGUUCAGGGAAGAGUUGCUGUUGGGCAGGAAGCUCGGUUCCCAAGUCUCACCUCACCAGGACUGAGACACUCUUCUAGUGAGCCCGGAGACGCUCACCAGGCUCGCAGUGCCUCAGACCAUCCCGGCAUGGAGAGCAUGGCAGUGGUGUACAGUGUCCCCAGUUCUUGCAAUGGACCAACAGAGUCAACAUUCUCCACUUCCUGGAAGGGAGAUGCUUUCACAUACAUGACCCCAAGUGCCAGCAGCCAGGGCAAUCAAGUCAGUGAAAAUGGAAAAAACCCUUCCUCGGGGAAUUCUUGGGUCCCUCUGAACACACUCCCACCUCUGGUUCCUAAGGAGGCGGCCACGCUCUUUGUCACCCGUGAUAACCCAGCAGGAUGCACUGGGCUACCCAGCUACUCUGAGCACCCCACUCUACGAAGACAGAUACCAGAAAGACCUCCCAAGAUUGGCCUUCUUGCCCGUGGUACCUCAAGGCUGGAAACAGGCCCAGGUGGGACCAACAGGUUCCGGGAGCGGUCACUGUCUGUACCCACAGAUUCGGGUGUUACCUCAGUGGACUAUGAUGAAGAACAGAAGACCAGUGAGGCCCGCAUCCUGCCUUAUGCCAGUACAAGCUCUGAGGGCAGUAACAGUACUGACAACAUUGCAGCCCUCAGCACUGAGCAGGAGGCACGGCACAGAAGGCAAAGAUCCAAAAGUAUUUCACUCAAGAAGGCCAAAAAGAAGCCCUCUCCACCCAUGCGAAGUGUCUCACUCGUCAAAGAUGAGCCAGCCCUCCCACCAGAAGGCGAAUUGGUACUGCCCAAGGACCAGAGGCCCAGGAGCCUUUGCCUCUCCUUGGAACACCAAGGGCACCACCCACCUCACCCAGAUGCUCAAGGUCACCCAGCUGUGCCAAUGCUCAAAGAUCCAGGAGGUACACAGUUCUCUCACCACUGGUAUCUUACUGACUGGAAGUCUGGUGACACCUACCAGUCCUUGUCCAGCUCCAGCACUGCCACCGGCACCACAGUCAUUGAGUGCACUCAAGUUCAGGGAAGCUCAGAGUCUCUGGCCUCCCCUUCCACCUCCAGAGCGACAACACCCUCCCAGCUCUCCAUUGAGGUGGAAGCCAGGGAAGUAGCCUCUCCUGGGAGGCCCACUGGACUGAUGUCCCCUUCCAGUGGUUACUCCAGCCAGUCAGAGACACCCACACCCACUGUCUCCAUGUCCUUGACCCUGGGCCACUUACCUCCUCCAAGUGCUAGUGUCAGAGUACGUCCAGUGGUACCAGAAAGGAAGUCAUCGCUGCCCCCAACAUCACCAAUGGAGAAAAUCUGCAAGUCACGGUUAUCAUUUGACCUACCACUGACCUCUUCAACCACCCUGGAUCUGUCGGGGAUGAGUAUCUCCAUCCGCAGCAAAACCAAGGUGAGCCGCCAUCACUCUGAUACCAAUUUUGGGGCCAAACUGGCACAGAAAACUAGUCCAAACCAACCGAUCAUGCCCAUGGUUACUCAGUCUGACCUCCGUUCUGUUCGCCUGAGGUCAGUCAGCAAGUCUGAGCCGGAAGACGACAUUGAGAGCCCAGAUUACACAGAGGAACCUGGAGCAGAGGAAGUCUUCACCAUGCCAGAGAGAAAAGUGAAACCUCCCAUUGCCGAGAAACCUCCAUUGGCCCGAAGGCCUCCAAGUUUGGUCCACAGGCCGCCCUCUCUCCCUGGGGAGUAUCCACUAACUUCUCCUACUAUGGCUAUGACAUCCAGGAGCUCCAUUCCACACAUGAAGCAGCUUCCCCAAGACAGCUACACAGUGUUGCGGAAACCAAAGUCACCCAGCUUCCCCGGGGAGUCAACAGCAUCCUCCAGCCUUGUCUUCUCACCUCUUGCCAGUUCCUCUGGUGCUUUCUUCUCAGGAACACAGCAACCUCCCCAGGCCAGUGUAGAAGACGGGGGCCCCAAGGUGAGAGCCCUGCCUGAAAGAAUCGGCCUCCAGAGCCAGGAAGAAGCUGAGAAAAAGAUGACCAAGAUUCCACCCCCGGUACCAAAAAAGCCCAGUGUGCUCUACCUGCCUCUCACCUCCCCUGUAGCUCAAAUGGAUGCCUGCAUGGCAGAACCAAGGCUGCCUUUCAGCCCCAUCAUCACCCUGGAGGAAGAUGCCAAGUGUCCCUCCACUGGUGAUGACCAGAAGUCACCUGGUAAAGGGGUGACUUCGCCUCUUCACAUUGACAGAGAAAAAGAGGUCAUCUCUCCAGGGAGGUCAGUGGAACCGAGCGCUGAAGAGAAAAGUUUAAUCAGUGAUAAAACAGCCGAAUGGAUUGCAGAGGAGGAGGAUGACGUGUUUGUGGCUUCCCGCACAACUGAAGAUUUAUUUACUGUGAUACACAGGUCCAAAAGAAAGCUACUGGGCUGGAAAGAGACUGGGGAGGGCUUCACGGGAAGCAAACCCAGCUCCCAUUCACCAGUGAAGAAUACAGCUGAAUCUCCCACCGGUGAGGCUGCUGCUGCCCCAGGGCCAAGUAGCAGUGCCUGCCUAGAUGCUGGUAGAAAUGAUGAUUUCAAGGCCUUGCUCCAGAAGAAGGGAAGUAAGGCAACUCCCAGGACCCGCCCCUCAGCGGCCGAGCUGCUGAAGACGACAAACCCUCUGGCUCGAAGGAUUAUUGCACAGUUCUCAAAAGACUACGAACCCACUGACAACCCCAGUACCUAAGCCUUGCUUCUAACUUCCUAGGCCUGAGUAGAGAAGGAGAAAGAGAGAGGGCUUUAGAAAGGAACCAACCACGGGAAUGACAAAAGAAUCGAUGUCUUUGAUGUUAACUCACACUCUGAACAGCAGAGAGGACAACACAACAAUGGAGCUCACCUGGCACUCGGAUAGGCUUCAGACCUUCCACAUUUCCAUUCUUCCAUCCUUGCCAUGACUAAACAUCGGAGUCCUACUUCUCGUCUCUAGCCCUGUGCACUAAGAGAGCCUCAGAUUGGAGAGCCACCUUUUUAAUGUCCUAUCGUCUUUGUCCAUUGGCUCCUGUCACUGAGGGACACAGUAUGGAGAACAGAUUGGGACCUUCUAAAUCAGGCCUGGGGACAGAGGGUACCAGUUCCCACUGUUGAUUAUCUACUUUCUUGAAGAGGCCUUGAUGGCCCUUUGUGAAGACACAGAGAGACACCAAGGCCUCCUCAACCACAGUGUGACUUUCCUCCAGAGAGAGUUCUGUAGGCGUGCACUAAUUACGGCAUGGAGUUGAUUGGAUGGCUUUUGUGGUGCAAAAUAUGAAUGUGACUCUUCCAAAACUUCAUGCCUUUUUCAGUUUGAUUGUCUAUGCGGAGAUCAGGGUGAUGAGUUUUAAUAAACUUCUAGGAUCCCCCCUCCCCCAUUAGCUAAUGAACCAAGCUCAGCCAAGGCAACUCGCAUGCACGCCUUGAGGUCUCUCGAGUGUCUGUCAACAUGGGUAGCCAGGAUCUGUGCCCAGCUCAUGCUGUAUACUCCAAGAACGCUCAUUUCACUUGCAUGUAACAUUCAUUUUACAGGAAGUACAUAGGUAAAGGACCGGCAUCAUGGAAGGCUCCAGGAGUGGAAAGUAAGUGUAUCUUGUCCCUAUACCAUUCGAUUCAGAUUGUGCUAUUUUGUGGUUGCUUGGAUUUUGUUUAAAGGAAGUCUGACUCUUUCGAAAGUCCAGAACCUGUAUACUGAAAAAAAGAUCCACUCAAAAUCAAAAAGGCAGCCAUGCAAUGGCCCAGGAUACAAGGGCUACUUUUUGCCAUCUAGGUACUGCUAUUUGGCCAACUUUCAGUUAGCUGUGGUGGAAGACAGCAGAUGUGGAAAGACUUCCAGAACAACCACAAUGACCCCUUCUUUUCCAAAGUCAUCAGGCAAUGGCCAUUCUUGUCAACUCAAUUUUGUAAGCAAAGCAAGAGCUCCUGAUUUCCAUAUACCUGCUUUCUGGGGGGCUAGGGAUAAGAUGGGAAAACACUGAGCAGAGAAACCGUGCUUGCCUGUGUUGGAAAGCUCACAGUCUUCUGGUCCCAAGGGGGCCAAAAGGAAAUGAACUUCUAGCGUGCUUUGCAAAAACAAACAACAAAAAACGGUUCCCUGCACCCUUCCUCCUAUGCCCCUGCCCACUGUGCUUCUGCCCUUCCAGAUUCCUUGCUCACUCUCCUGGAGGAUGCAGCAAGAGGCCAGAUACAAACAGAUCUCCAUUUUGACAAUCCUUAUCAAUGAGAAGCAAGCUCUUAGCUCAACUGUCCACACUCCAGCAAGGCAACGUGGCUGGAACUGAAAUAAAACUCCACUGAGUGCUAAGAAGACUCGGGCCCCUGGCAUGGAAGCCUUAGGCUGAAAUCCUUGGUUGGGUUGGUCUAAUUCUGAAUUCUAGACAAAUGAAAAUAGGUCAAGCUCACCAACUGUCUUCUAGCACUUCUCUCAGACUUAAGGGGAAAAUGGUCUCUUAAAUAAUAAGACAGUUCUGAGAAACUAUAGUUGUUUUGGAAGUGUUUAAAACAUUUGACAUGAAGAUCUUAACCAAGUUUCCUAAGUUUUGACUGAAUUGAAACAAGAGUCAGGCAGGAAUGUGCGAUGCAGUUUUGAUCCCAGCACCUGGAAGAUGGAGCCAGGCAGAUCUCUGUGAGGUUGAGGCCAGCCUGAUCUACAUAGCUAGCUCCAGGCUGCCGAGGCUACAUAGUGAGAUCUGGACUUCAGUCUUGGCCUUAGUUUAUAUAGAAGUAUCCCAGCUGACCUGAACUCAGAACUCCAAAAGACAGAGGCAUUUGCCUCUGUAGGUAAAUGAAGGAGCGGAUGCCCAUGCUUGUGUCUAAGAGAAGCAAAAGGCUCCCUGGCUCUGCCCUUCAGAAGCAUCAUGAGUGGUUGAACGUGUGAGCAUAUGGGACUCUGUAUAGGGCUUGCUACUUUUGCUGAUUUUUUUUUCUUUGCAAGUGUCUUGUUUGUUCCUUCUCAUGGGUUUUGCCUCUCCCCUCACCUUGCUACCUCUGGAGGUGUGUCCCCCCCCCAAAAGAUUGUAAAACUGAACGCUUAGACCGCUUGAGGUGGUCUCAGUUGCCUGAACCCUUGUUUCCCUCUGCAAAACUCUGUGGGCCCGGGAUGUUUAGAACAUUUCUGCAUCACUAUGACCCUCAGAAACCCAUUAGCACAAAAAGAUUUGGGGCAGAGACUUCACAGUCAGAGAAAAGACUUAGGCCUGGGAAUGUCCAUUCAGUGUUUGCAGGAGUGGACCUAGUCCUAAAGAAAGCAGACUAUUGGAGAAAAGAUCUACCACUCAUUGAUCAGCUCACCACCAAGCAUCUUUCUAAUACUUAACCUUCUCUUAUCCAACUCUCUUCCCUGGGUACAAUGUAUGCUGCCUGUGAGGCUGGGGGAGAGUUGUGGAGAAACUCCUUUCAGGGAGGUUCUCUGGGAAGUUGCUUCCAGAGUGACCUCUAUAGGUAGCAUAGUCAGUAAGUUGGAGGGAACUCAAAUUGGCCCCACAUAGUCAGCCUCUGCUUCAAGCUAUUUGUAUCCCCCUGUUUCCCUCCAGCUCCAAUCUUUAGUGGUAGGUGGCUCUGUUAGAGUGAAUAUAGACAAGGGUUGGCAAGACGACCCCCCCACCCCCACCCCAAGAUGCAAUUAAUGCUUUGUACUUGGUGGGUAUUGAUUUGUGGUUCAAAUGUGAGUGGUGGAGAGCAGGCUAGUCUUAGUACAAAGGCUGACUUUCCUUGUGGCUCCUCCCCUUUGCCUGUACUCCUGGCCUGCAUGGGCCUCCAACUUGUCCUCCAGUCCUAACACCCGUGAACUGCACUGGUAGCAACAGCUCAGCCACAAAGGAGUCAAGGCCAUGGGCAGCCAAUCCAUUCCUGUUAGCUUCAUGACCCCAAGGUUAAGGUUCUGCCAACAAGCAUUCUGCCUGACAUCUACUUUAUCUAGACAACCCAGAUCCAGUUGUCUCCGUAACUUGUCACUCUGAGCAGAUCUACCCAUGCACCUGUCCACCCCUCCUCCUCACCUUUGAACCAGUCAGGAAAAAAAAAAAAAAAAAAAGACUAGUUAUCUAUCAAUCACUCAGUGCUCUGUUGCUCACUGCUCCGCCCUCUAUGUUAGCCAAGUCUGUGGCACAAUGGUGAGCUUUUCCUUUGCUAUGAUUUGCCAGGGCCAGGACUAGGGUGAGGCGAUUGGGGAGACGCCCACUCUCAAGGCCCCCGCCAGUGCCUUACCCUUGCCUUGGCCCUGCGAUUUGCACUCUGUAAAGUUGUAUCGGUUACUCUUCCUGAGUGUAGUUGUGAUUUUGGGGGCAGGUUCUGCACCAAAUGUUUCUUUGCUGUCUCUCCAUUUGUUGCCAGAAGCCUUUGUAUGCCUAAGCAUUAGAGAAUCUUAAGUAUUAUCACAAGCAUGUCUAAAUGGCCUGCUCCAGCUGGCAAAUGAGCACCCCGGUCAGGAGGAACACUGUGGCCAGAGCCCUUCAACAGUCAGUUGGGGGUCUGCCCCUGUGACCUUCUGUCUGUUCUUUCUGCUUCAUUCUCCCUUGUAGUCCUUGCGGCCCAGCACCGAUUCUCCUCAGUGCCUCCUACUUUGUUCUCCUCCUAAGAAGAAAACAUGCUCUCAGGAAAGGGAUGAAUUCAUUUGCUUUGAGACCGGGAGGCUUAAUGCUACCUUUUCUGAGGGCUGCUUGCAUUUGAACAGGGGAACAGCCUUAAGCCAAAGGAAUGAAGUUCUUGCAGAAUGUUAGGCAUCAACUACUUGUACAAGUUCUUUUUCACCAUGGAAAGACCACACUCCCUGAUGGCUGAUUCCAGAGCAGAGAAAACACUGUUUUCUCCUGGAAUCAUUGUAGUUAGUAGCUGAUGGUCAAUUAUCUAGCUAAUAACCCUGUGCUGUUUUCCUACAAAGGACUCUGAGAUAAAGCUACUUAAAAGCCUCUGAGAAGGCCUGUAUCAAUCAUUCAUAUUGUACAUUAACAUGUUUGUGGAAAUGGGAUUAAUAUUACUUGCCGUUUAGGUAAAAGACACAAAAGAUUUAAGGAGUUUGUGAAGUGUGUCCUGUUUGUGCAAGGUGACUCUGUCGAGUCCGUUUCUUACUGAUGUCAGUCGUCCAAUAUCAGUGGUGGUUAUUGAAUUGGUUGGAGGUACAGUUCCUAAGCACAGGCCUCCACUCCCCUCUUGCCAUUUUGUCUCUGUUUUGUGCUUUGACUCCGCCUUGGUGUGAGAAUGAGACCUUAUCUAAACCAGAGCCCCCAGUCCCUUCAAUGCCUUUGCAUGUAUUUCAGCUAUAAGUGACGAAGAUAGUAAGAAUUUAAAAGGACAAGAGAGUAGGAAAGAGGUACAAAAUAGUGCCUUUGUCAAAAGUCAGAAAAACAGUACGAUGAUUUUUAAAUUACCCAAAAGAAGCCAAGUCAAAUUAUUUUAAACUACUUUGAGAUCAACUUAUGGAGGACUAUGGUGGUGAGUGGUUUUUAGACACAUGAUGGAGGCACUUUAAUAAGUUUAGCAAGAAGAAAUUUGCCUAGUAAGGAUUCUGUGAAAGAAGUAUAUACUUUUGUUCAGUAAAGGCCCAAAUCUAGGCCACUGGUUCUCAAAGUGUGAUCUUGGAACCAUCAAGAGCAACAUAUGAGAGAGAAGAAGGGGGAGGAGAGGGAAAGAGGGAGGGGAGAGGGAGAGAGAGAGAGAGAGAUUACUCCUUCAAGCCCCCCAAACUGCCAGCGCCACACCUCUCCAACAAGCUACCAGUCUUUCCUACUGUUACAGUUACCAGUCUCUGGCAAAGAGGCAUGUGUACCAUCUUGGUCAGCUACACGUUUGUUCAAUGUUAAGAAAUUGCCAGAUUGAAUCGGGCCCAUCUGUCUUGGAUUGGUUUUUAAAAUAAUAACAACAACAACAACAACAAAAGGGGACAGUGGUGGUUGCAGUGGUUCCAGCCCUUAAGUCAAUGUCCUCACCUUGGUGACUGUUCUCCAGGAGGGCUCCAGCAGAUUUGAUUUUUAUUGAGGUUCUGCUUAAUGUAAAAAGUGUGGCAUUUGAUAGUAUUGACCUUCCCCCUACAGGGAAUCCAAUGAACACCAGAACCAGGGCAGCCAGUUAACCCCCCCCCCUUCAGCCUCUUCGUACUGCUAAGCUUUAUAGAAUUAUUCCGUAUGUGGUCUUGAGAUUUUCUAUGUCCAAUUUUAUAAGAUGUUCUGCAUGCAAACACAACAUUGUAGUCACCGUACCAGUCACCUCAAAGCCAUUCCUCCUCCAUAUGUGUGCUGGUGAAGAAAUACCAACAUGUAUGUUCUAAUGUUUUCUGAUCAGCUGUAAAUUACAUUUUCAUUAAUUUUUAAAUGAGAUAUAUUUACUCUGGCUAGCAGUUAAAAUUUUAUUCUUUUUAUUAUCUUUCAUUGCUACUUUUUUCUACUGACUCCAAGGCUUACUUUGGGGGUGGGUGGGAUUUCUUAUUUCUAGAUUGAUAUAAUUCUCUUAUUUCUAUAUUUAUCUAUAAUCACAGAGUGUAAGAGGUGAAAGGGACCAACCUCCCUCUUUUCAUAGAGGAAAUUAAGGCCCAGAAGGGUCAAGUGGCUCACUGAAGGUCACACAAUGAGUCUGAGGCAGGGCCCAGCAUCAAUUCUAGGUCCCUGGUCUCUGGGAUGAAUGUCUUGUCAUUUAAAGCACUAUAUUUAUGAAGGACCCAUGACUGGCUUCUACUUGUCUGACUCAUUAAUUUCCCGGGUAUUUCAGUGAAAAAAAAUUCUAUAUGCUUUAAGGGAACACGCGCAAGCGUUCUUUAGUUUAUGAAUCCAAAGAAAAUCUGGUUUUUAGUUUAGAAAUGCAUCUCCCUCCAUGUUUGCUAUCUGUGCCCUACUUCAUACAGGGGAUGUUUUUCCUAAGAGCUAUGUAGAAAAAUGGAUUUAUAUAGAAUAAAUUUCAUUUUUAGGAGGAAAGCUUCCCUAUGUAAGGGAAUCUUCUAGGGGAUUCUUUUGGAAAAACAAAACAAAACUUUUCUUGUCAUUUGUUCUUUAAGGUCUUUAAGUCCUUAUUAGUGUGAGUUUUUGUACUUGCUGUUUAGUUAAAGUAGGGCAAAGCAGUGUUAGCUUUCCCAGAAUUUACUAGAACCUUACCUUCCUCAUCUUUUUGUGAAAUCUUCAGACUGUGGCAUGCUUAUGAACUACUCAAUUAUGUUCUAGAAACUUCACCUCACUUGAUAUUUUACCAAUCCCUGGGCUCAAAAUUCCUCCUUGAUCUGAUCAGGUAAUACCAGAGCUCCCGAAUCAGUACUCAUCUCUACAUGUGGUCUCUUUUCCAGAACAUUCUUUGCCAGUAUUCCUUAGUGUGCUCUUCCUUUAGCCAUCUCAGGCCUCCUUCCAUAAAUCACACAUACCUCACUGUCCUAUGGACCAACAGGCACUAUACCUUGAGGGUUAUGCUAUGAUGCUGAGGAAUAUUUCCUGUUACUUCCAUGUUCUCAUUCCCCUUGGAUCUUCUCUGGCUUCCAGGCUCAAUGAACUUCUCUCACCAGAGACUGAUGGUUUGUUGGGGUUUUUAUUUUGGUUUUUUGGGGGUUUUUUGUUGUUGUUGUUGUUUUUGCUGUUAUUUGUUUUUUCCAUUGUUUCAGGAAAUCAAUAAACUUUUUUUCUACAAAGGGCCUGGGAGUAACUAUUUUAGGUUUUCGUGGGUCACAUAUGGUUUCUGGAACAGAUUCUUUUUUUGUGUCUGUAGUUGUUUGUUCCUUCACUUGUUUUUACAACCUUAGGAACAUAAGAAAACCAUUCUCAACUCACAGACCAUGAAAGGCUGACCCCCCCUGGCAUGAUGCCUCAGCAUGAACAGGUACCUGCCACCAAGCCUGAUGAACUGAUCUAAGUUUGAGUAGAACCCACAGGUAGAAGAAGAGAGUCAACUACUGCAAACUAUCCUCUGACCUCUGCACACGUGCAGACACACAGGCUCACACAUACAAAUAGAUAAAUGUAAUAAUUUACAAAGGUUUUCUUUAAGUGAGUCUUGUACUAAAGACUGUCACUAACUGCCAUCCGACCAUUCUGUCCACAUCGGGGCAAGUACAGGUCUACACAUGACAGUCUUUCUCUGUGUCCCCCUAUCAUUCAUAUAUAUAUAUAUAUAUAUAAUCACCUUAUUUCCUUAAAUGGAUCUGUUCCAUUCAUUGUGUCUCUGUUUGCCCAAGAUUGGGGUAAACUGGCAGGAAAGUUUACUUAGAACUUUUGUCCUGUCCUUGCUCUUCCUGUCUUGGGCCACCUGUCAUAUCCCACACUACUAUCGCCAGUUUAGGGUGCUGUUAUUCAAAAGCACAUGCUAUAAGAUUCCACUUCAUUUUACAAUUUCCUGGAAAAAUCACCAACUUACUGGUUCCAUAGGCUGAUUUUCAAACCCAGAAUACACACAUAUCUCUGUCCUAACGCAAAUGAUGCCUACCACUGGACAGCAUGGAACCCCAGCAAAGAAAAAAAACAGGGUGCAGGAAAUAUUUGUGCCAAUGUCCCCUGCCUCCUGAGUCCCCAUGGCCUAGAGUGUGUCACUACACUCCUCCAACCAACCCAACACACCACUUCUUGUUUUCUUAACUCCUCCCUCUAUCCUGCUCCCAUCCUACCCCUCCCACUUUCAGGAACUGGAGUUCAGAUUCACAGUUCUCACACUGUGUGCACCCGUGGCUGCAAACGUUGGAAAGCUGUGUGUGUUUUCUGCAGCUGGCUGUGAAUUGGACCUGAGUGUGUGCAUAACAUACAAUGCUCUCAUUGGUCCUCUGCUUCAGGACUAGAUCUCAGGAAAGUGGUUAAGGAAGGGAAUGGCAGAGAGAAGGGUCCUAAUGCAUCACUUACUUUCUUUCUUUCUUUCUUUCUUCUUUCUUUCUUUCUUUC